This is a messenger RNA of Phycomyces blakesleeanus NRRL 1555(-), 1542 nucleotides long. RefSeq lists its product as hypothetical. Lineage: Eukaryota; Fungi; Mucoromycota; Mucoromycetes; Mucorales; Phycomycetaceae. The record is from RefSeq and is a predicted model, not a curated record. The transcript is spliced from 2 exons. Bases 1 to 1542 code for a protein of 513 amino acids.
AUGACUAUAAAUAAUGGGUUUGAAUUAGAGGCUAGUUUAGGCAACUUGUCAAUAAGACCGAAGUUUAAGCUUAAGAAAGAUGAUCUUUUAUUGAGAAGAGGUGAUGGAUUGUCAGCAUCUCCAACUACAUCUCAAUUGCCUGUACCUCUGUUAUCGUCUCCAGCUCUUUUCUCCUUCUCUGAAGGUGGUUCUGGUGUUUUACCAUCAACUUCGCACUUUUUUGUCCCAGUUUCAGACCUUUCUUUUUCUGCUUUGCCUGCUCCUGGUUCCCACGAAAUUUUUUUUCAAGCUCCUCCAACAAUGAUUGGUUCCCAAAAACAGGUGAUUAAUUCCACUGGCUGCCCUACUCCCACUGCUCUCAUUUUGUCUGGCCUCAAGGCAGACUUUAAAAAAUUGCACAAUGUUUUGUCCUGUUCACGUUGCCAGACUACAGGCAAAAUUGUUUCCAAUGGGUCUACUUCUCGUACUGGUAGCCCACAGUUUAAAUGCAAAUGUGAUGCAACAUUUACUGCUUCAUCCAUGCAAUCUUUGAUCAAUGCAGUCCAACACAAAAUUCCUGAAGUUCGUUCUGCAAGUGAGCCUGUUGUGUCCCCUUCUGUUUCCAUCUUGGGUCAUAGUAUUUCCAUGGCAGAUAUCUAUGAAAUUGAAUCUGACGUUGCACCUGUUUUUCCAACUGUAAUGCCCACUCUUCAGGAUAUUUGGGACCGUUUCCAGGUUUAUGAUGAACGUCUUUCUGCAUUGGAGGCUGUUCAAAAAGAGAAUAUUGAGUUGCAUAAGGCUCUUGCUACUGCAAACGCCACUAUUGCACGUUUGACAAAGGAGAAUGUUGAUUUUUCUGUUGGUGCUGCAGCAUCCAAAUAUGCUACUAUUGCUGCCUCUGUUCCAGUUGUUUCUCAGGCUGAUUUUCCAUCACUUCCUGCAUCCCCGACCCAUCAUUCCACUGAACCCACCAAGACUUUCGUUUCUAAAACACCACGUAAAAGGGCUCCAACUGCUAGGGCCAUUGCUGCUGUUGUUCGUGGCAUGACAAUUAAAGAAAAUGCUGAUCAGGGGUUUCAAAUUGUUUAUGUACCUAAUGCUAUCCGUCUCCCCAUUAGUACUCAAUGUCAACGUCUUAGGAAAUUAAAGAUAGACAAUGCAUGUGUGCUGGAUCUCCACUAUCCUGAUCGUAAGGUGAUGGGAAUGCUUGUACAUAAUGAGUAUGCUCCUGAGCUCAAGACUAUCUUGGCGAGUUAUGGUGUUACUACUUUGGAUAACUUUGAUCCUCUGGACCCUGUUCACCUCCAUGACCCAGCUCUGGCCUCUCUUUCACUUGAUGAUAGGGCAACAAAAGCUAUACAUGUUCACAAUGAUCGUAUGCUACGUGCCAUUGAAUUCAUUAGGGCUCCUGUCAAGUUUGCUGUUGCACGUUCCUUUUGCUCUCAGGGAUGGAUUAGUGAUGACCAACUAGCUGAGAUGGUUCCCCCACGACCCACCAAAAAAGACUUGGACAUCUCUAUACAUACUGCCAGCAUCACCAUCCCUUCAUUCUCUGAUCUAUGA